This is a messenger RNA of Eremothecium cymbalariae DBVPG#7215, 1311 nucleotides long. It is a transcript of the gene TRM11, whose product is annotated as tRNA (guanine-N2-)-methyltransferase. The transcript has a single exon. The record is from RefSeq and is a predicted model, not a curated record. Gene Ontology annotation, cellular component: cytoplasm. Gene Ontology annotation, biological process: methylation. Gene Ontology annotation, molecular function: nucleic acid binding. Lineage: Eukaryota; Fungi; Ascomycota; Saccharomycetes; Saccharomycetales; Saccharomycetaceae. Bases 1 to 1311 code for a protein of 436 amino acids.
AUGGGGAAAAAGUAUUUGUUGUUCAUGGUGCAGAUGCAUCUCAACUUUCGUCGAGCAGAGCUGGAGUCUUUAGCGGACCUUCAUGGUGUGAAGGCAGAUUUUUCGGAAUACCGUGAGGACUCGCCAUUUAUGGUGGUAGAGUUGGAGAACGAUGAUGAGGCACGUAGGUGGAUCCGGCGGGCGGUGUUGUGUCGGGCGAUUUACGAGUAUUGGGGGGAGGGGGGGGACUACGAUGAGUUGCAUAGGAAUGUCAAGGGUAGUGAGGAGGUGGUUGGGUAUCAGAAGCGAGAUCAGAGCAAGAGUUUUAGAUUUGACUUUGAAGCCUUUGGUGGGUCCAGUGGAGGGAAGUUUGAUAGGGUUGCGCAGAUAGAAACGUUUGAGUAUUUAGGGUUUCAAGGCCCAAUUCGGUUGAAGAACCCGGAGGAGGUAUAUACUGUUAUAGAGCGGUACGCGAAUAUCUCAGAGAAUAUCGGUGGUGAGAAGCCGGUACAUUUGUAUUUCGGGAGGUUAGUGCAGAAGAGUGAUAGGUUGUGUGGGGUGUUAGAUAAGUACGAUUUGAAACGUAGGCCUUAUAAAGGCACCACUAGCUUCGAAGCAGAGUUGUCGUUAGUGAGUGCAAACAUAGCUCAGGUGAAGCCAAUGCAUUUUAUGUAUGAUCCAUUUGUAGGGACAGGGUCAUUUCUUGUGGCGGGUGCGCACUACGGUGCGUUGGUUAUGGGAUCUGAUAUUGACGGGAGAAUGAUUCGAGGCAAGGGCUCUCAGACGAUUACCGCUAACUUUAAGCACUAUAAGGAAUCUAUGCAGUUUAUCGAUGUAAUGACAAUGGAUUUUACACAUAAUGCCCUUAGAAAUGGUAUGGUGGUCGACACUAUACUCUGUGACCCCCCAUAUGGGAUCCGUGAAUCAAUUAAAGUAUUGGGAGCCAAAGAUCCAAAGAGGUUUGCCGGAAAGGAAGAUGUUGAAAUUGAUGGAGUGAAAGCAUAUUUGCGUAUUGAUUACAUUCCUACUAAAAAACCGUGUUCGCUAGAUUCGUUGCUUGAUGAUCUGCUGCAAUUCGCUUCUAAAUGUUUACCCAUAGGAGGCAGGUUGGCAUUCUGGAUGCCUACAGCCAACGACGAGAAUGUUGAAACAAUCAUACCGCUGCAUCCUAACUUAGAGCUGAAGUAUAACUGCGAGCAAGAGUUUAAUAAGUGGUCAAGAAGACUACUCGUUUACAUUAAUCGUGGUAGCAACUUCAACGGUACCGCUAAUGUUGGAACGGAGAGAUCAAAGACUAGGUUUAGAGAUCGCUAUUUCAAUGGUUUUAACUAA